This is a messenger RNA of Anneissia japonica, 576 nucleotides long. RefSeq lists its product as uncharacterized. The transcript has a single exon. Bases 1 to 576 code for a protein of 191 amino acids. Lineage: Eukaryota; Metazoa; Echinodermata; Crinoidea; Comatulida; Comatulidae. The record is from RefSeq and is a predicted model, not a curated record.
AUGUCCAUAGAAACAUUGAAAAUUGUCAUGAACCUUGGACUGACAGCAGCUGACCUAAAAGAAACGGAUAAAAUAAUCCGAGCCAUGGAGCAAUAUGGUCAAGGACAAAUAAAUGAAUCCGUAGAACGUAAACGAUUCAGGGCUAGAACCCAAGGACCUGACGAGGACUUCGACGAUUUCUUAGUCUCCCUCAGAGACCUAGUCAGUGACUGUAAUUUUUGCAACGCCGAUUGUGAAAAAAAGGCAAUAAGGGACCAAAUCUUGGAGGGAUUGUUUGACCCAACUAUCACUGAACGACUUUUAUCAAUAAAUGGUCUAUCACUCGAUAAGACUAUUGAAAAAGUACGAGCACUAUCAUCUGCGAAAAAACAACGAUGUGAGAUGUCAAGGGCGCCGCCAACUUCAGCUGCGGUAAAGAACCCACGAACGGCGAAACCCGACACACCACGACCAACCAAAUGCGGCUACUGUGGUGACAGCCAUGCUAGAGGACAGUCCAACUGUCCUGCAUCUAAUUCCAAGUGCCACAUAUGUCACAAGAUGGGACACUAUGCCUCUCUCUGUCGUUCGGGGUAA